Selaginella moellendorffii is the source of this 1601-nucleotide messenger RNA. RefSeq names its product ribosomal RNA-processing protein 17. Lineage: Eukaryota; Viridiplantae; Streptophyta; Lycopodiopsida; Selaginellales; Selaginellaceae. Bases 20 to 478 code for a protein of 152 amino acids. Gene Ontology annotation, cellular component: nucleolus. The record is from RefSeq and is a predicted model, not a curated record. Gene Ontology annotation, molecular function: RNA binding. The transcript has 6 exons.
GUUUUAGGGCAGCUCGGCUAUGGCGAGGCCGGGGGGUGGCGCCAAGCGCGCGCGGCGCGACAAGGGGCUUGUGGUGGAAUUCGACGAGACCAAGCGCAGGGAGUUCCUGACGGGAUUCAGGAAGAGAAAGAAUCAGAGGCGCAAGGCAGGGGCUAUGCAGCAGCAAGCAAAGGAGAGGAAGAAAAAACUCGCGGCGAGGCAAGAGUCUAUUGUUUUUGCCUCACAGAGGCGGCUGCUCAGGAAACAAGCGCUUGGAUUGCAACAAGAUCCCGAGAGUUCUCAUGAUCCCGAGGAAGUUGACGACCAAGCGGAAGGCGAUAAUCUGGAAGAAACAGUGGUUUACGAAGACGAUCAGACAAGGACCGUGGUGAAUACAUGCCCGAUCGAAGACAGUGAUGUAAAGUCGAGGGCUCGUCCGAGCGGCAAGAAGAAAACCAGUCACAAAUCGAAAAAAAUCCAAAAGCUGACGCUUCCAUGAAACCUUCCCAACUGUUGAAUAGUUCGAAUGGAUCAGAGCUAUUCCUUCUCUUGAAGAUGGUGUAAAGAGUUUUGGCUCGAGGCCACCGUUGCAGAGCCUGAUUUUUUGGGAAAGACUAGAUCAAGCUUACAAUGCAGAUAGCCGGAAGUAUGCCAUGACGAGAUCGAUCAAGAGUUUAAGCAAAACAGAAGGUUUGGGUCGGAUCAAGGGCAAAUCGUGAGCCCGGUUCCAGGCUCGAUCUGAAGAAGCUGUUUGUAGACAAGGUGUUGAUCAAAGCGUUGCACAAAUAUUUUGGUGACAAACAAACGUUAGCGAUGAUCCAGAUCAAGGAGGGUGGCAAGUAAGUUUAGCAUGAAACGUAUGCUAGCUGGUAUAUAGAUCUUGAAAGUGUUUCAAAUGCCCCUUGAUUAAAGUGUGAUUACUAUAUCAUAAAAGCUGUAGAGAGGGAGAGAAAUAAAUUCCUUGGCUAUUUCUUUUAUUUAUCCAAGGGGAAAGAGGAAUAGCUUUUUAGGUAGGGCUUUUCUCCUCCCAGUGUUUUGGGUGGGUUUUUGUGUGGGAUCGCAAUUGGAGGUGGGGGAUGGAGCAGCAACAUUUGUACCAGCAGCAGCAGCAGCUAUUAGGCGAACCAAACCGGUAUUUUGAGCUGGAACAAGCAGUCCAACAGUUGAGGCCUCUUGUGAUUCAGGUUUUGAAGACCCAAAUGUACCACAACACAACAGCUGCUGUGGAUCUGAGACGAGGGAUCAGGAGAGUCCGAGAAGUUUGCAAGCAGCUCCGAGCUGAGACGGUGCUCCUGGCCAAGACGCGACGAGGAGCACCGGAUCACAGCCCGGCAUUUGAAGCUGCUCCUCAUGUCCCCAGCAAUCUGGAGCAAUCUGGAGCGAAGAGACACAAACCGGAUCACGCCUCCCAUCAAUCACCUGUUGUUGGCGGAUCUCCCUCGACUGUGAACUUCGUCAUUAUGCAGCCGGGGGAAGACCAGAAAGUCCCAGUGGCCUCGACCACAGCGUGAAAAGGAAAAGAGGAAAAGAAAGAACCUCACUCACAGUUGCCUAGGAGCAUUUUUUCAUUCUUUGUCUCCGGUCCCCUCUUCGUCAAUGCAUCUUCAGAUCCAGAAGAUAUA